This is a messenger RNA of Prionailurus viverrinus (fishing cat), 3218 nucleotides long. RefSeq names its product SUMO specific peptidase 2 (gene SENP2). The record is from RefSeq and is a predicted model, not a curated record. Gene Ontology annotation, molecular function: deSUMOylase activity. Gene Ontology annotation, biological process: protein desumoylation. Lineage: Eukaryota; Metazoa; Chordata; Mammalia; Carnivora; Felidae. Bases 200 to 1972 code for a protein of 590 amino acids. The transcript has 17 exons. Gene Ontology annotation, cellular component: nucleus.
AGGUGACGUCAGGAGUGGUGGCAGGCGGGGGCCUCCUAUAGCCCUCAGGACGUUUUAUCUGUGGGCCCUCCAAUCGCGUCAUAAGUCGGCGACUGAGCCUUGGCGGUGGUGGCCGAGGCGGCGAAGGCGGCAGCGGCGGCGACAGCUCUGGGGUUUGCUUCUCGGGGUGUGUCGGCCGCCGCUGCUGCUUGGGCCUGGUAUGUACAAAUGGCUGGUUAGGAUUCUCGGCACCAUUUUCCGUUUCUGUGACCGGCCGGUGCCCCCUGCCCGGGCCCUCCUGAAGAGGCGGCGCUCGAACAGCACUUUGUUUUCUACAGUGGACACUGAUGAAAUACCAGCCAAAAGACCAAGAUUAGAUUAUUUCAUUCACCAAGUGAAAACCAGUCUCUACAAUGCUGCCAGCUUAUUUGGAUUCCCAUUCCAGCUGACCACAAAGCCCAUGGUAACUUCUGCUUGUAAUGGAACACGGAAUGUGGCCCCUUCAGGAGAGGUAUUUUCGAAUUCUUCAUCUUGUGAACUGACAGGUUCUGGAUCCUGGAACAACAUGCUGAAACUGGGUAAUAAAUCUCCUAAUGGAAUAAGUGACUAUCCAAAGAUCAGAGUGACAGUAACCCGAGAUCAGCCUCGCAGAGUCCUGCCUUCCUUUGGUUUUACUUUGAACUCAGAAGGGUAUAGUAGAAGACCCGGUGGCCGUCGCCACAGCAAAGGCCCUUCAGAAAGUUCUUUAACCUGGAAGCCUCAGGAACAGGUUGUAACAGAGAUGAUUUCUGAAGAGGGUGGCAAGGGUCUGAGGCGUCCCCACUGUACUGUGGAGGAGGGUGUUCAGAAAGAGGAAAGGGAGAAAUACCGAAGGUUAUUGGAGCGACUUAAAGAAGGUGGUCAUGGAAACUCUGUUCCUUCUGUAACUUCAACUUAUCACAGCUCUCAAAGAAGUCACAUGGACACAUUAAAGACCAAAGGCUGGGGGGAAGAGCAAAGUCACGGAGUCAAAACAACUCAGUUUGUUCCAAAACAAUAUAGAGUUGUUGAAACAAGGGGACCUCUAUGCUCAGUGAGAAGUGAGAAGAGGUGUUGUUCAAAGGGGAAAAUUUCUGAUACAGAGAGGACAGUUGGACUCAGACUUGAAAAUGAAGGUAGGAGGGGACACCAACUGGAACCUGACCUAUCCGAAGAGGUGUCGGCCCGACUCCGCCUGGGCAAUGGGAGCAAUGGCUUACUCAGGAGGAAAAUGUCAAUACUUGAGACAAAAGAAAAACAUUGCUCGGGCAAAGAGAGGGAUAAAAGGAUGGAUGAUCUUCUUGAACUUACAGAGGACAUGGAAAAGGAGAUCAGUAAUGCCCUAGGUCAUGGCCCACAGGAUGAGAUCCUAAGUAGCGCUUUCAAGUUGCGAAUCACUCGAGGAGAUAUACAGACCUUGAAGAACUAUCAUUGGCUCAAUGAUGAAGUCAUUAAUUUUUACAUGAAUCUUCUGGUGGAAAGAAACAAAAAACAAGGGUAUCCAGCACUUCAUGCAUUCAGUACUUUUUUCUAUCCCAAAUUAAAGUCUGGUGGUUACCAAGCAGUGAAAAGAUGGACCAAAGGGGUCAAUCUCUUUGAACAGGAACUUAUUCUGGUGCCUAUUCAUCGGAAGGUACAUUGGAGCCUGGUGGUGAUAGACCUACGAAAAAGGUGUCUCAAAUAUCUGGAUUCUAUGGGACAAAAGGGCCACAGGAUCUGUGAGAUUCUCCUUCAGUAUUUACAGGAUGAAAGUAAGACCAAAAGAAAUAUUGAUCUAAAUCUUUUAGAGUGGACCCACUACAGCAUGAAGCCACAUGAGAUUCCUCAACAGUUAAAUGGGAGUGAUUGUGGAAUGUUUACUUGUAAAUAUGCAGAUUAUAUCUCUAGGGACAAACCUAUCACAUUUACUCAGCACCAGAUGCCUCUCUUCCGGAAGAAGAUGGUGUGGGAAAUCCUUCAUCAGCAGUUGCUGUGAGAAUGCCCCGCCCGGUCCCUCUAGCUGCUGGUGGUUCUUUCACGGAGGACGGAUGUUUCCAUAUACCUCAUGCAUCGUGGGUUCAACAGUCCCCGCAUCGCCCCUGCUGGCUCACAGGUACUGGGCUGUAGGACGCGCACGCAGGCCUCUCCCUGCACCCUGGGCCCGACUUGGUGCGUGGACCCUGUGUGUGAGCCUGUGCCUGCUCAGAGCCCUGGACUAUUCAACCCACACAAGAACAAACGCUAAUUAAUACUUUUUUUUUUUUAAGAUUUUUUUUUUUCCCUAUGAAUGUGGGAAAUGCAGGAUUUAUUCUAUGAUUUGUUUUUUGUGUGUUUGUUCACGUGUGUUCAUUCGCUCACUCAUUUACAAACAUAAUGGCAGUGGCUGUUUGCUCCUGCUCCACAGUUAACUCUGAAUUACCUGUUUGAACUAUUUAUUUUUGAAAGGAAUGUUAAUCAAGCUCCACUCCCAGCUGAAGAUCAGGAGGGGAAUCAGUGGGGGGAGGAAGGAAGUGUUAAUUAACUUCCCGAAGGCUGGAGCAGAAACUGCCAACUUGAAGCUGGAGCUCUUGUUCUUGAGGCUUGGAAGUGCCGGAGAGGAGAAACCUUCUCCUUGGGUAGGGCUCUCAUUGCCUUUCAGAGGACGUCUGACACUAAGGCCUUGGCCUGGGGGCGUGGAAAAGUGGAACGGUGGCCUAGGAACUCUGGCGAUCCAGGAGUCUUCAGAAGAGUGGUGGUCAUCCUAAAGAGACUGCUCUUUCUGGGAAUGAGCUGACUUGGCUACUCUUGAAACUGGAUUUGAAGUAACUAUAAACCCUAAAGCUUAAUUUUCAUCCCAGAUCUGGUUGAGUAUAAACCUCAGAAUUGUAAGGGCUGGCCUGGGCUGUUUAUUUCAAGAGAUACUAUUCAAUGUAAAAGCUAUUUUUCCUCAAAGUUUGUUUUUUUUUCUAUAUAUAAAGCCGAAAUUAAGUUUUGUACUCAUUAGGAUUUACAUCCCCCCCCAUUCCACCCCCACGGAAAUUUGGAAGAAAAUUUAGUACUUGGCUGUGAGGCUGCCAGUUAUACAAUAAUCUAUUUUGCAUAUGAAAGUUUGUAUUUAACUUUUUUGUUCAUUAAAAACUUUACAGUGGUUACGCAUUUUUAAUUUCAGAAAGUUUAGAGUUGGUCAGAACAUAUUUUGCAAGAUCUAGUGCCUAGUGUUGCUUUUUCCGAUGUAAUAAAGGUUGUCUGGCAGAACCUGAAAA